Messenger RNA from Hippocampus comes (tiger tail seahorse), 732 nucleotides. Its product is annotated as 5,6-dihydroxyindole-2-carboxylic acid oxidase-like. The annotation marks the transcript as partial. NCBI's taxonomy places the organism in Eukaryota, Metazoa, Chordata, Actinopteri, Syngnathiformes, Syngnathidae. Gene Ontology annotation, cellular component: melanosome. The record is from RefSeq and is a predicted model, not a curated record. Gene Ontology annotation, biological process: melanosome organization; melanocyte differentiation. The transcript is spliced from 3 exons. Gene Ontology annotation, molecular function: oxidoreductase activity.
UAAGACUAACUGACAUCAUGCCGGGUAUAUCUCCAGUGAGAAGAAAUGUAAUGCAGCUCAACGCCGCAGAGAAGCGAGCCUUUGUCAACGCGCUGGACCAGGCCAAGCGCACGGUGCACCCGGAUCUCGUGAUCGCCACCCGGCGCCACGCCGAGAUCCUCGGGCCUGACGGCAACAGCACACGCUUCGAGAACAUCUCCAUCUACAACUACUUUGUGUGGAGCCAUUACUACUCCGUCGGCAAGACCUUCCUUGGCGCCGGCCAAGCCAGUUUCGGAGGCGUGGAUUUCUCCCACGAGGGUCCCGGGUUCGUCACUUGGCACCGGUACCACCUGCUCCAGCUGGAGAGAGACAUGCAAGACAUGCUACAAGAGCCCACGUUCGCCCUGCCCUACUGGAACUUUGCCAUCGGUGGCAGCACGUGCGACAUUUGCACAGAUGACCUGAUGGGAGCCCGGAGCAGCUUCGACGCCGACUCGCUCAGUCCCAACUCCGUCUUUUCUCAGUGGCGGGUCAUCUGCGAGAGCGUGGCCGACUAUGACACGCUGGGAACCAUCUGCAACAGCACCGAGACGUCUCCGAUAAGAAGGAACCCGGGAGGUAACGUCAACAGGCCGAUGGUCCAGCGUCUCCCGGAACCUCAGGAUGUGGCCGACUGUCUGCAAGUCAGCACUUUUGAUACGGCGCCGUUCUACUCCACUUCCUCGGAAAGCUUCAGAAACACCAUUGAAG